CAGCAAAAUGCGCACGGGAGGUUGUGUUUGUUCGAUCGUCUUUGUGGGAAGUACGGCGUCUUUGUAUGGUGGAAGGCUGGGAGAUCUCAGUCGACAUUCUUGCCCGUUAUUCUCGGCAUAUUGUAUAAAACACUUAUGAACGACUUAAAGUAGAUAUUACAAUCAUUAGGCCACACUUUAACAAGAGAUUUAAGAGGAUUGUUCAUGUGAUUCAUUGAAAUUUUACAUGUUCCUAUAUGUGUUCGAUAUGGUUACAGGCUUGAGUCUAAACAUUUGCUAUGGAAGUUCAGAAUGCAUCGGCCGAUAUCAGUUUGGGAUUUCAGCUGAACGGGGAUGAAAAGGAUACAGAUAAUUGUUGUUACAAAAGGCUCAUUAAAAGGAGAGUUGAAAAUGGCUUCUUAAAUGAAGUUUACGGCAAAUCCACAAGGCCAGGAAAAGGUGCAGUUGUGUCCAAUUGGACCGGUGUUGCUAGAGUGUUAUCAAAAAGGUCUCACACCAAUUCUACAGAUUCGGACUCACGGAAUUCCAAACUUAAGGAUACUAUUCAGCUUGAAGAUUCUGAUAUCACAGGCGAAGAGAAAAGGAAAUUGCCUAAUGGUGAUGAUUGGCCCAUUUUAAAUGGUAAUCGUCGCAUGAAUUUAAGAAUCACAGUGGAACGAUGUAAAAGCAGGUUGUUAAAUGGAGAAGUUGUGACAAACCAGAAACAAGAUGCAGAAGAACCAAACGAACAUCAUGGGAUAGAGAUUUUCACAGAUAGGAAAUGUCAGGCAACUACAAACGGACGCUGUAAAUUAAGAGCAGAUGAGCAAGUCAAUGUCGAUUUGGUGUCAUUUAGACCAAAUGACAGCUGCAAAUUUUCAGUGUUCGAAGAACCCCGCAAUGAAAAAGUCAAGGCCGCAGAUGAAAAUUCAUGUAAAUGUAAUGUAUUGCAAACAGCUAAAAAAAAUCACAAAGUCACUCCGGGUGUUAAUGUGAGCCUGCGAACUGAUUAUCAGGAGGUAAUUUACGGAUCCGGACUUCACACAGCUAAUGGCCCGGUUGGAAGCGAAGCCGAUGGGUUUGAUGGGGAUGAAGUCAUGGGAAGGGCUAUCACUGACACCGCUUUCGCUAGUAAUCCAGUUAGAUUAAAGCAGAAAUAUGAAGAUUCUACACCAGGUCUUUCAUCUAAUUGCGAAUCUUUCUUACAUGACAACAACAAUAGUAAAAAUCUGCAUUGUGAUACACAGUUGCCAUUAAAUGGGUUUGUUGCAAAGAAAUUAAGAGGCAAUGACAUUUCAUAUAGAGAAACGGCCCCUACUACCAACUCCUUAUCCCGAGAGACUUGUGAUAGUGUUAUCAACAGUAAAGUACCUAGAGAGCAUCCUUGUUGUACAUUCAAAAGCAUUUGUAAAGAUGCUGAUCAUUUUGAUGAUGUAUCGAUUCAGAGUAGAGUAUGUAAAAAUGAUCCGAAGAAACAGAAUUUAUUUUUAAUCGAUAUUGAAAAAGAUGCAAUUAAAGAUGGCGAUAUGAUAGACAAUAAAGGCUGUACUAUGACAACAGACAGUGUAGCAAAAAGUGAUAAUUUAGCAAAAGCCAAUGACAGCGGCAAUAAAGACGUGAAUUCUGAUUGCCUUUGCAAAUGGGUGAAUUGUAAUGCAAUGCUCAAUGAUGCAGUAGAGCUUAAAACUCACGUCAAAGAGAUGCAUGUAAAAACGAUGGCUGCAAGUGACUUGUUCUUUUGUUUUUGGAAAGGAUGUAAAGUUUAUAACAAACCUAGCAGCUCUUACAAUUGGCUUGUAAAACACGUCAACACACAUGUAGGAAUUAGGCCCUUUCAAUGUGUUAUAGAACCUUGCGAUUUAUCGUUUGCUUCUCACAGUGCCUUGGUGAGGCAUGUGCAAUCACACUUUAAUGAGCGUUCAAAAUAUUAUAAAAAGACAAAAAGCUUUUCAAAAGAAAGUUCCGUCAGCCCGUCUGCAAAGUGCAAAGAGGACGAAACAAUGUCAAGUUCGGAAUCGACGUCAAGCAAGGAUUUGAGGAAAAGGAGGCUGAAAUUCUUCAUGAGGAGAACGAGGCCCGUGACAGCAUAUGAUACCAACGACGGUUUUGAUAGGGAUUCAAUGGAUUAUGUAAAGAAGAAACUGGUUAGCAUCGAUUCAAGUAGUUAUCAAAUCAACGGACAACACUGUAAUGUAAUCCAGCCCCUUGGCAGACGAACUUCAGAUAAGGGGGAAGUCCAGUAUUUGAUGACAGUGGGUGCAGACAGAAAGCAACUGGAAUGGCGGAAUGAAAGAGAUGUUCUCUUUGAUGGGUCCUUGCAGUUUCCAGUUUCAAAAUUACCAACGAAGCAACAGGAGCAGAUGUACGAAGGAAUAUUUGGCACAAAGGUAAAGCGACAUCGGAGGAAAGUAAAAAGGUUAUCUAUUAACUUAUGAUUAUUGAUUUUAAUGCUGUUCAAAUGUAAAAAAGCUUUAAUUAAAGUUCGUAUCUUGCAAGCAUUUUAAAUAAAUUAUUGUAUUGCUGGCGUUAUGCCUUAGGCUUUGUUAAAAUUUGGAAAUAUGUAUGUUUCAUCGAUUAAAAUGGAUCCAAAAUAUAGGCCUUGUUGUUCAUCGUGCAUCAGUUUGUGACAAAAUAUUUGUCACCACCUCAAAACAAGUAGGUUUCACUAUGAUAUCAUCUCUCUCGGUAGCAGUAGUUCCAAGUUUGACGUCACACCCUACCCCAAUAUACGAAGUACCGCCUUUAUACUGGGUUAUAUAUUGUGUGAGAAUGUUUCUGUCUCAGAGGGUAAGCUCGCUAUUCCAGCGCCUGGUCCGCAUUUUAGCGCGUAGUCCCUAUUCAUGAGUUAGGACACUAGGUCUAAGUUUCCUGUUGCUAUAAUUGCAGCUGUUUUGUUUAUUAUAAUGAUUGGAACGGGUUGGUUAUUUUUGAAUUAGAACCCAAAACACCAGUCAAAGUCUGUUUAGAGCACAAGAAAGUCUUUAACCUCCUAGGCCAUUUGAAUUCCUGUUAGUCUUCCGCAAUUGUAAAUUCAUACGAUAUUAAAUACUGUUAAUAUGAAACAGGCCCAAGAUAGCCCAAGGCAAACUUCCGCUGGAUCUCGAAUUGCUUUCGACAUGCCACUGCCUGCCAAUCAUAUUUUAAACCAAAUUUAAUGGUGUUAUAACCAAAUUAGAUCGUUUCAUUUCUGUCUUGUGUUUUCUGCCGUAAUCUAUGGUUUCAAGUAUUGGCUUCGAAAAAUGAUGGGUUUUCGUGUUUUUUGUUUCACAAUUGUUCGUGAGUCACCAUCAAAAGAUGUUAAAAAGGAAUAUUCUUAAUCCAUUUAAUAAAUUUCACGGUUAAAGGCGAAUUAAACGAAAUGACAAUAGUACCCUGAAGCGCUAUGCCAUUAGAAGAGCUGGCAGUUCUAAAUGUUAUCACCACAGAAGCAUGUGUCUUAUCAGGUCAGCAAAGAAAUUAGCUGCGAUCAAAUUUAAGCUUGCCAACUAAGAAGAUGUUCCCAAGUUCUUAAAGCAGUAGAUUCUACUGUUUUCUAUGUAGUCUAGCUCUUUUCAGCUUUGCGUCAAUUUGAAAGGAAACAUUUGAAAAGGUUUUUUGGUAACAAAAAAGCAGUGGCAUGUCUACAGACGGGUUGUUUAGGGUUUGAUGAGGCAAUUUUCCCUUUUCCGCUUUUGUAUGAGUCUUACAAAACUCUCCUUAUCAAGCGGUGGUUUUUGAAUAACUCUCACAAAAUUAUCAAGCUUUACAUCUCAGUAACAGCAAGCGUGCUUUUUAUAGAAACCAUCAAAGCCAAAGUCCAAAAAAGGGCAGAACUCAGACGAUUUUCUUAGGGUCUCACCCAAUACGCUGUAUUUCCCUACCCCAUCAUUUGAAUUACAUCACUGCUUUAGGGUUUCCUUCACCAAAAACCAUUGGAAUUCUCAAUGGUUGUCACUCUGCUGGACAGGACACAACUCCAAGGACACAAACGCUGGAAGCUGUAGGAUACAUGCCAUGUAACACUCAAAGUUUUUACAGAUCACGAAAAAACCAAAAUAAUUUGAAUUUAUGUUAUACUCAUCAAAUCAAUUUCUGUCCAUUUUAUCCCUGAAUGUCCUACGCAAUUAGAUUUCUCAAGUUUCGAUUUCCUUUUUCUGUUUUCUUAAACUGCUAUAAAUCUGGUGUGAAUUAUAAACAAAGUCUGGUAUAAAUUGUUAAUAUGCAAAGCACCCUAGACAUUUGUAUAUCUUGACUAAUUGUUUUAACAAUGCUUUAUGCAUUUGCUUUUGCAGAAUUUUCGUUUCUGUGUAUUUUUGUUGUUACUUCUAUCCAAAUGGGUAAGCUUUGACUACCAAAACUGCCAUAAGACCUUUGUUGUGGCCCUUGGAUCAAUUGUUAUUGGCAUUAUGCUCUGUCUGUCACAUUAUCUGAGAAGCAUAAUACUUUUGCCCCGUUAUUCCUUUUUAGAGUAUUCGUAGCCCCCUAUUUUACCCUAAGUAUGUUUUAUUUUAAAUGCAGCCUUUCAAAUUUUCCCAUUAAAAGACUUAAUGUCUCUGCCGGAACUAUCCCUUGGCCUAACAAUCCUCAAUGCACUUCUCAAAUUUUUAUGCUUGUUAGGCUUGCUAAAUUCAUCAUCCUUAAGGCGAAGAUUAUUCGAUUCCCAUUACCUUUGGUUCUGCGAGUUUCCCUCAUUUUCCCUUUGUGUGUAGACAGAUUUUUACCAUAAUUUCCACAGCUAGGCCACAUAAAACCAACUGCAAAAUGGGAUUUUCUUGUGUCCAGUGUUUUCAGUUUAUCUAGGAAAGGUUAUAACAAAGUAUUUAUGGCUGUCGUCUAUGUUUGGACUUAAGUCCACAAAAAUAUUGUAAAUAUGAUCGUUAAUCUUGCUUUUAUCGCAGGCUGCUUGUUUAUAUCUAUUUGAAAUUUAAUUGCACGACAAUUGCUUGUUUAUAUAAAGCUAUUAUAAGAUUAUGAUAGAAAAAAAUUGUUCCAAAGAAUGUAACUUAUUCAUCGCCAUGAUUUUAACCCGUUUUAAGAACACGUCGUGUUAAUGUGUUUAAUUUAAAAGCCGGAUUUUGUGCUUA
Molecule: messenger RNA, 5042 nt
Organism: Rhopilema esculentum
Lineage: Eukaryota; Metazoa; Cnidaria; Scyphozoa; Rhizostomeae; Rhizostomatidae
Biological process (GO): regulation of transcription by RNA polymerase II
Cellular component (GO): ESC/E(Z) complex
Source: RefSeq, a predicted model, not a curated record